Etheostoma spectabile (orangethroat darter) is the source of this 2434-nucleotide messenger RNA. RefSeq names its product sterile alpha motif domain containing 10b (gene samd10b). The coding region runs from base 333 to 857 and encodes 174 amino acids. Gene Ontology annotation, cellular component: cytoplasmic side of plasma membrane. The record is from RefSeq and is a predicted model, not a curated record. NCBI's taxonomy places the organism in Eukaryota, Metazoa, Chordata, Actinopteri, Perciformes, Percidae. Gene Ontology annotation, biological process: cell surface receptor protein tyrosine kinase signaling pathway. Gene Ontology annotation, molecular function: protein binding. The transcript has 5 exons.
UAUUCACUAACAGCUGGCGUGAUGACCUUUUGUCUCCUGGCGGUCAGGUACGGAGAGGGGGGCGGAGAUUCAGAAGGAGCCGCUUCACAUCGGACUUGUCCCGGCGUCCCGCACAACAAAUGGCCGUGAACCGACAGAGAGGGAGACCGUGAUGAUCCAGGUUUCUCUUUUUUUCUGUGUACGACUAGUGCAAGCCGUCUCCAUGCUCACAUAGUAGGUUAGAGAGGGCAAGGAGCGCUCUUCAUCCUUUACAUUCAGACCAUUUUAUCCAUCUGGCAGAAGAAUGGGAGAGUCCUGUUGACACCACGGAGAGAUACACGCUGAGACCGACUAUGGCUGUGGACGCGGCAUCCAGCUUCAGUUUUUGCCGUGCCUCCCUGGAGCACACGAUGUCUGCUGAGGAGCUGAGCUACCAGCUGCCGCGUCGAGCCGGAGGCAGCAACCUGACCUGGCACGACGGCCGCGGCCAGAGGACAGCACGCACCGUCAAACUUCUGCAGCAGCCCGGCACCGAGGGCAUCCAGUUGCGUCCAGGCGAAGCCUUCACUGUGUAUCACACCAGUCCUACUCUGUCCAGUCUUUCCAAACCUGUGGUGCUGUGGACUCAGCAAGAUGUCUGCAAGUGGCUUAAGAAACACUGUCCUCACAACUACCUGACCUACGUAGAGGCCUUCUCCCAUCACGCCAUCACAGGACGGGCGUUACUGCGUUUAAACGGGGAGAAGCUAGAGAGGAUGGGAAUCAUCCAGGAGACAUUGAGGCAGGAGGUCCUUCAACAAGUCCUCCAGCUGCAAGUCAGAGAAGAGGUCCGCAACCUGCAGCUCCUUAGUAGAACCUCCUUUGGAAACUUCUCUUAGCUCGCCCCUGGAUCCAUUUGGCAGCCCUUUCCCUCAUCCCCUGUCACAGUACAUCUCUUGGAGCCAUUGAAGAGCUGCUGUCUUCAGAUAUGUGAGCAGAGAAUUCACAAGUGAAAGGGGAGAGGACAAGCCUAUAGACUUCAUGCCAACCGGUCUGGAGGAUUCUCAUUCAACGCGGCCAAUCUGGUUUACAGACAGUGAGACAGAGAGACAAAGCCCGGCUUGAGGCAGGGGUACCCACUGUAACAUAGUGAUAAGAUGUAAGAUUCACAGCCCUAGUGAUGAUGUAGGCCUGUCACUGGUUUAUGCUUGAUCACAGCAAAUCUCCUUUUGGUUUCCUGGUGUCAUUUUGAACAGACCGAUUUUAAUGCUUUACAUGUGCACAACCAGUAUUCAUGUUUUUUCCUCUCUCUUUGGUUAAAGUGAAUGAAUAACUAUCUGAACCUUUUAGCCCAGUAAUGAUAAAACCUUGUGGAUGACGGUUUGUAUUGUAGUGUAAACAUAGAUUUACAAGCAGCGCCACCAUUCGGCAGCUGGAUGGAAAGUUGGGGAAAUAUCCAGUUGAUCUCCAUAUCCCUUUGAAGCUAUGACAGGUGCCUGUUUACAAGGAAUUAGCUGGUCUUGACUAAUGCCAAUAAAAUGCUGAUCAGUUCCUCAGCAACAUGUCACACUCACGUUUUCCUCUCAGGACUUUAGUUUUGGGUAGUUUUGUAGGUUCGGAGGUCAUCAAAAAAACUUUAAGCUGAAUGUCAUUCCAACAAUCAAUCUUUUUCUAUUGUUCAGCGAGAAAUUAAAUAUAUGUAUAUACAGUAUGAGCGUUGUAGAAUAAAAUACAGUUUAGAUCUACGUAUACUGUUCUUUAGUCUUUUAUUAAAGCAAUGGAUCCUGUGAUAAUCACUGACUGUCUAAGCUUGAUGAAGCAAUAAUUUAAAUGAUGAAAGCUGAAGAGGAGAAACACUGUAUGGGAGAAAUGAUUUUUGUCGCAAGAAUGAGGGAUGUCUGUUGAGGGAAAUGUAUGCUUUGCCUGUUACAGCAGCAGCAUUUGCCAGCCUCAUAGCUUCUGUCCUUUGUGUGUGCUACUGUAUACCGCAUGUCAUCUCUCGCACACAAUUUCGGUCCCUGGUGUGACACUGUGACUUCAAAUGCUCAGAAAUCAAAAAUACUAUGAAAGCUACCCAGAAACAAGACUCCCAGCGCGACUGAAACAAGCACAUUUGAUUUAACUCUAGACAGAAGCAGACAGCUGUGUGAUGAAGAUGUUCAAGUCACAAACGUACAAAAUUUCAACACAAUAGACUUCCAGCAAACAAAACCUCCCCUUCCAGCAUCCCUCCAUCCGUCCUUUGACGAGGAGUCUUUGGGUAAUGUAAGUAAUUGACUGUUAAAAGGUAGAAAAUACACUGUAUUAUUUUUGGACUCCCGGAUGUAUUGUAAAUACGAACACUUUUGGUUUCCUUUGUCAGAUGACUGAAGAGCUGUUUAAAAUGGAAAAAUAUGUAUCUGCUUUACAGAUGUGAAGACAUAUGGUGUUGAACAUGAUGAAAGCUGUCUUUUUAGAAUAAACUAAUUGAGAUUCA